CAAUUAACAAUAUUACAAAAAAAAAGAAGAAGUUAUACCGUCGCCUUCAAACUUGAAGUUAUUGAAUAUACCAAAAGAGUCAACAAUAUUAAAGCAGUAUAUAAAUAUGGUUUAGAUCAUAAACCAUUAUAUCCCCUUGCAGAAGAGGCUUUAAAAUAUUGGAUUGAUAAAUUAUGUAAUGAAGGAAUUGCUGUGUUACCCUCUACU
This is a messenger RNA of Racocetra persica, 207 nucleotides long. Lineage: Eukaryota; Fungi; Glomeromycota; Glomeromycetes; Diversisporales; Gigasporaceae. The record is from the annotation of a GenBank genome assembly.